CCUGUGGCCCACCCCCCUCUCUCUGCUCUGGCUGCCGGCAGGCUCCUGUGAAAACAGCAGCGCAUUAAGAGACAGGCGAUCGGACCCCAAAGCCACCCCCCAAGACCAUACACACACAACUGUACCAAUACCUCCACCAUGGUUACUGCACGCUUUCUGCUUUCCAUUUUACUCUGGGCUUCAAGCUGCCAAGCUUUGGAAAAGUUCAUUGGUGCAAUCUAUGAACAUGCCGUCAUACUGCCAGAUGAGAUGCCAAAACCUGUCUCAACACAGGAAGCCCUGCAAUUAAUGAAUAAAAAUAUGGACAUUCUUGAAGAAGCAGUGAAGACAGCAGCAGGCCAGGGAGCUCAUUUGAUUGUUACACCAGAAGACGGUAUUUAUGGUUGGAGAUUUACAAGAGAAACAAUAAAUCCAUUCCUGGAAGAUAUUCCUAACCCCAAUGUUAACUGGAUACCAUGCUCUGACCCUGAAAGGUUUGGUCGAGCUCCAGUUCAGACAAGACUGAGUUGUAUGGCAAAAAAUAAUUCCAUUUAUGUAGUUGCCAAUAUUGGUGAUAGAAAAUUAUGUAACAUAUCUGAUGUUGGAUGCCCAGAUGAUGGCCAAUAUAACUAUAACACUGCUGUAGUGUAUGACUGUAAUGGAAAGUUAGUAGCACGUUAUCACAAGUAUAACCUGUUUCUUGGAGAGGUCCAGUUUAAUCAACCUAAAGAGCAGGAGAUUGUGACCUUUGACACCCCAUUUGGAAAAUUUGGAAUUUUUAUCUGCUUUGAUAUACUUUUUUACAAUCCAGCUGCUGCGUUGGUAGUAGAGCACAAUGUGGACACUGUUCUUUUCCCUACUGCAUGGAUGAACCUUCUACCUCAUCUAACUGCUAUAGAAUUCCAUUCGGCAUGGGCCAUGGGAAUGGGUGUAAAUUUGCUCUCUGCAAACACUCAUAAUACAGUGCAAAGGAUGACAGGCAGUGGAAUUUUUUCCCCAGAUAAAGUUGUGCCAUAUUAUUACAACAUGAAAAAUGAGUCAGGACACCUCCUGAUCUCAGAACUUAAUUCUCAUCCUCGGAAUUCUUCAACAUACUAUCCUAUCACAUGGAACCUCCAUGCCUCCCAGAUUAAAAACUCUCCUUCUGGUAGCAAUGUUUUUAAUGGGCUCCUUUUUGCUGAUAAUUAUACUUUUACUGAACUUAAGGAACUACAUGGAGAGUAUUCCAUUUGUCAAAAUGACCUUUGUUGCCACAUAAAUUAUACAAUUGCUGAGAAGCACAGUGAGGAGAUGUACGUAUUUGGUGUUUUCGAUGGUCUUCACAUAGUUGAAGGAGAAUACUAUCUACAGGUAUGCACAAUGCUAAAAUGUCAAAGUAUGGAUUUUAACUCAUGUGGAGAAUCUGUAGAGACAGCUUCAACCAGAUUCGACUCAUUUUCCAUAAGUGGGAAUUUUUCAACUUCAUUUGUAUUCCCAGAAGUUUUGCUGACUAAUAUUCAUUUGGCUCCUAAUAUGUUCCAGGUGUUAAAGGAUGGACGCCUUGUAAAUAAACCUGGAAUUUCUUCACAUCCACUUUUGAGUGCAACUCUGUUUGGAAGAUUGUAUCAAAAAGACCCAAAUUCAAAGUGAUGUAGAUACAAUAUUCAAUGUCAGAAGAAAUUUUCUGUGCCAUUUUGCAAAUGUCAAAAAAUAUCAAUAAUAUUUCAUGUGUGAAAAUGAUUCAUCCUAUCUUCUUGGCAAACUAAAAUUUAUGUAUACAGUAGUAAAGUAUUUUAGGUCACUUUUUAUUAUCAUAAAAUAAUAUAAGACAUAUCUUCCACAUUUAUGAUCAAUAAACUUUAUUGCACUGA
Messenger RNA from Bufo bufo (common toad), 1829 nucleotides. It is a transcript of the gene VNN1, whose product is annotated as vanin 1. Gene Ontology annotation, molecular function: hydrolase activity, acting on carbon-nitrogen (but not peptide) bonds, in linear amides. Lineage: Eukaryota; Metazoa; Chordata; Amphibia; Anura; Bufonidae. The record is from RefSeq and is a predicted model, not a curated record. Bases 139 to 1608 code for a protein of 489 amino acids. The transcript has 8 exons.